AUGAACUACUCCUCGUUGAAUAGAAAUCUCUUCGUUAAGUUUAGUAACGCUGGACAUAGGUCCCAAAAUGAGGAAGCCAAAGGGGCAUUAGGUUCUGUUGCAAGAAGAAGAACCUUAGAAGAGCUUUCCCGGGGUAGUGGACAGAAGGGAACAAACCACCAAUGGGGGGUAGCAACUGAUGCAAUUGGUGAACCAUCUGGCGGCGCCAAGAAAAAAAAAAAAAUAGAUGUCUUACUCGAGAUAGAUGAUAUUUUGAAGGACCACGUCCCUGUGAAGGAGGAGAACGUUCCAAGCAGCAAGAAGAAGGGACCACAACAGAAGAGUGGGGUACUUGGCGCAGCAGGCAAAGGACAGGCGGCUCUGGCGGAGGCAUCAUCUUUGGCACCAUCCUCAGUAUUGACGUCGGCUUCUGCACCUACUUUGGUAGUCGCUGCUCCAGCACAGGGAGGGGUAACAAACGGGUCGAUGCUUCCCCCCCUUGGGGUAAAAAGCGAAAAGAAAAUACCAAGCAGUGCACAAGAGGGUGCAUUUAAAAAAAAGCUGGAUAUCGUGGAGGCGAGCUUCAGCGUGGUGGACAAGUGGUCCACCCAUAUAGAGCUGAUUGACUUUGUCAGGAACAACAUGAGGAACAACGAGUUCAUCUACGUGCGGAGCCUGCCCGGAGGAGGGUACGAGAAAGCGCCCUGCGGAUCCAAGAAGGAAGAAGGAGUCAUGUCCAUAUCGCUAAGCGGCGUAAUGACCAACGAGAAAAACGAAACGACCUUCUACGAACUGAACGAAUGGAAGAGCCACAUAACUCUGCUGAACAGUGCCCUGAGCUUGAAGUUCGUGAGAAAGUUCCCCCUUUACAAAUAUUUUUUUCUCCUGAAAAAUAUGAUUAAGUCGUCUAAAUUCAAGAGGAAGAAAAAACACAUAAAGGAGAACCUGUUGUUCCUGAAUGAGCACUUCCUCAGAGGGUUCGUAGAGAUACAGACGAUUUUGGACGAGCUUAGAGAGUACAGACUUAUCGACACAAGCAUCAACAACAUGAGUUUGGAGCAGUUUAAGAUUUUCCAGGGAGAGUAUUUCCCCAAAUUUGAUUCCUUCAUUAAGGGGAAGCUCAACCAUAUUGCUACGGUCAUAUGUGAGUAUAGCUUGAAGGCGCUCAAUGGGUUUCUGGAGAAGAACGGCAUUGUGCAGGGGGAGCGUGUACAGGUAGGGGGUGGGCCAACAGUAGCGGUGCGAAAUGGACCGAUCGGGGUGAAGACGGUGAGGGAUCCCACUCAACGGGGUACGAAGAAGGGCGGACCAGACACCACCCUCAAAACCAACAUGAAUGGUAACGCCGAUGUCGAUAUCGACGUUUAUUACAACAAAAUCGCGCUGAGCAGCUGCUAUUGCGUGUAUAUAAAGCGGUUCAUACAGAUGUGUCAGUACCUGUGCGAUGAUACCCUGAGGAGCGUCAUCCUGAAUACUUAUGAAUAUUUUCUGGGAUUACUGAAUAACUACUUCGAGGAGGAUGAAAAUGGGGAAGAUAUACCAGGGGAGGAAGGAAGUGUCGACAAAAAGAACAGAAUCAAUGCAGAUACGUCCACCACUCCAUUUACCGGAACGAAGGGACUCCCCAAUGGUGGAUCAUCUCUGAUGAAGCAAGCCAGUGGAGCGGUCUACUCUCCUUAUGCUCAAACUGGGGAACCUGGUAACAGUUGUAGGGUUAACGAAAGUGCAGUAGGAAGCACACGGGGGAGGAACACUCCAGGGAAGGUGCGGGAUAAAGAUGGUACCCCCUACAGGUUGAUCAAAGUGGAAAACAAAGAAAACAACACCCACUCGGACAGUGCAAACGUAGGAAAUAACAUAAAUACUAUGUAUAGCAAAAGUAACAGUGCAGGAAAUAAAGCGAAAAACGAAGUGUGUCUCUUCAGCGUUGUUCUACACGUGGAAAAGGAUCAUCUAAGGAUAACGCCGGAUUGUAACCUACUCAUAAAUACCCUAAUGGGGUGUUUUUACACGGGCAUUGAAAAUAUAUGCAUGCGUGAGGAGUUCUUUAACUACUACAAGGUGAGGGAAUUCUUCUCGAGCGAGAUUUUUGUGGACAGCGUGAUUUUUCGCUCGGGUAGGACAGAAACUGGGGGGGAGAUUGAACGAAGCGCCCUCGAAAAGACACUACUCAUGAGUGAUUCGGAGUCAAUAGACGCAAAACCGAACCAAUCAUUGGCACACCAAUCACUGCUGCACGAAUCACCACCCGUGAGCAGCUUCGCCAGUGCCAUCCAGGCAGAUGAAACGAUCCAACACCUGGACGAGGAGCUGAAGGAAAAAAUGAAAAUAAUGUAUAGCUCGAUGGUGGAAUCUUGCAGCGAAUUUGAGGAGAUCAUACAACUGCACAACAAGAACGAUCAGAUCGAAGUGGACCAGAUAGACAUCAUGAACACACAAUCCAUUUCGCAACUUUUUACCUCCUUUAAAGAGUUGGAGAAUAAAGUAAAGAGGAUGGAUAAGCAUAUUCAGAUACAUCUAUUUAAAGUGGAUAAUGCGCUUCUUAUAGAUAAUCUGCUAAACAACAUUAGAACCAAGUGGAACCACCUGAUCAGUUACUUACCUUCCUUGAGCAACCAAACGAUAGAGGAACUGACCACCAAACUGGACACAUCCUUCAACCUCAUAAAUAAUACCCCGUCCACCAUUAAUGCGCUGGUCGAGUAUAUUACCUUUACGAAUAAAUUUGCGAACGAACUGGUCAGCAUAGAGGAAAAUGUAGAAUCCAUAUCGUCUCUUUUUCUUCUUUUCAAAAAAUACUACAUAAGCAUGAGUGGCAACUACACCACCAAGAUUUUUCACAUAAAUCAAAAAAUGAAUGCCAUGAAAAGUAUCCUCCAUAAGGAGAAGAAUUACGACAUAGAAUUUAGCAACCUGUUUAGGGAGCUCACCCUGCAGAUCGGCCAAGUGGAGCAGAACAUCCAAAGAAUUCUAAGCAUCGUGAAGGGCAAUCUCGUCCAUUUUAACUUUGUGCACUCGCUUGAAGAGAUGGAGUACCUCCUCGAGUGCGUCACCCCUAUUGGGGAUAUCCACGAGGAGUACUACUCUGCGGAGGGGGGAGGAGAAGGUGCCAAUUCGGGUGGAGCAUCUGAUGACCCCCCCUUCCAAAUCGGCCCCGACGAUGAAAUACAAGUGCUGAACGAAGAGACCAAAAGACGCUGCUACAUUUUUGAGCUGCUCGAAUUCCUGAGGAGAAAAAUCUUGGACGUAAAGAAGGAUGUAGACAAAUACAUCUUCUACCAGAAGGUUCUUAAGAAAAAGAAAAAUGCAUUUGUGAAUUUUAGCUUGCUAAAAAAUAUGUUCCUGAAUAACAGUCUUGCCAUUUAUACCUACUACAAGUACCUCUGUUGUCACGAAAAGCAUCGAAGGGAGAAGAUUUUCCGUCUCGAUGUGGACUGCGUGUCGUCUGAAAUAGGGGCCAUAGAUGUGUACUUCAAAAGGAUCAACAAGAACUUUGUGAAUGGCGAUUUUUACGAGCGUUGCAGUAGGUUUCAGAGGACCUAUGAGAGUGCAUUACGUGUUCUGAAACUGCUAAGUCUAGUCCGUGGAAGUGGGAAGUACUUCAACCGGGCGGUGGCCGUGCUGAAUGGUGCCAAGGGUGGGGCCGUCCCGGAGGACGUGGCGUGGGUCAGCAUGGGCGGUACUGACAUUAGCCGUGAUGAUACUAACAGGGAUGAUACUAACAGGGAUGAUACUAACAGGGAUGAUUCUAACCGGGAUGAUACUAACAGGGAUGAUUCUAACCGUGGUGAGAUUAACCCUGAUGAGACCACCGUGCUUCCCACCGCCCAGGAGCAAAUCGAACUGAGGCAGCUGCUCCACCUGCACUUCGCCAACAGCAUCCCGGACCUAGAAAACAUCUGCUACGAAUACGAAAAGGAAAAAAAAAUGAACGAACAGUUGGAAAAACUCAAGGUAACCCUAAGGAAGAACAAAAUAGACGUCAAUCUGGUGAACAAAAAGGUGUACUUCGUUAACAACGUGGCUGAACUGUUGCACAAUUUGAAGGGAACCCUGUCGGAAUUGUUCGUCCUGCAGAAUGACUCCUUCAGUAGACACAUAUACCCAGAACUGUAUAAGCUAUCCACUCAGAUCAGGAACUUCAUAAACAUAUUGGGCGUUAUUAGUAAAAUACAGACGUGUUAUCUUGAGCUAGCGAAGCAUAAAAACAGCGAACUGAAGAAGGCUCUAAAAACGGACCACCUAUCUGCCAUAGUAGGUAGGUACAAGCAGAUGUGCGAAGACUUGUUCAUAUACCCACAGAUAAUGAAGCACUUAGAAAAAACAUACCAGUUGGAGGAAUUUGAAAAAACGGAAAGGGAACUAAAAGCCAUUCUGGAACAGGUGGAAGCAUACACUCUGCAACGACGAAGCGAAUGGUACACCUUCUUCCUCCUCACCGAUGAGGAAUUUUUAGACGUCUAUUUAAAUAUGAACGAACUAAAGUGCCUGAACAGGUAUGUGCAUAAGUUAUUCCCCUAUGUGAAGAAAUUUAUUUUUCAAAAUGAUUCCAUUUGUGGGAUCAUAACGUCGGAUAAAGAACGGGUUCUAUUCAGGGAAGAGAUAAAAUACAAGAAGACUGAGUUUUUGCUAAACGAGAUAAACAGCGAAAUUAAGAAUGCAGUGGUGAGGGGUAUCCAUGGAUAUGCUGAUCGGAAGGAAUUCUUGGCUCCGUUGAAGGAAGACUCCUACCUGUUCUUCUGGCAGAUGAAGAAUUUGCAACAACUUUUCAUCCUGAUCAAUGUGUUCUUUACGCACAUCUGGGAGGGCUUCGUCCACGACGCGCAGAAGAGCAAGUACGUCAUCUACCUGCUGGAGGAGAAUCUACGCAGGAUGGUACAUGCGUUGGCCAGGGGGACAAGCGGACGUGAAGACGAUGCACAUGGGGAGAAAAACUCCAGCCAGGUUGAUCAGCAGAGUGGAAGCCAGGAGAAGGGACAGGCACCCCCCGGCCAACCCCUGCAGAGCAACAAAAGCUGGGGGAUCAUCUUCACCUCCUUUGCUCAGAUGCGUGAUAAGUUGCAGACCUUCCUAAACGAACAGGGCAGCGGCGCCAUGGCGGGUAACUCCAGUUACGGCUACCUGGAACAGGUGAAGCACCACCUGGACAAAGAGACAUACCAUAUCAAAUUUUUUAAUCACAGUAUAAAAUACAAGUACGAACUUUUACCAAAUGAGAAUUACACAAUGGACAUUCUGUAUCACGAGAAAAGUUAUGGGUUCUUUUUUUACAAGUACAUUCAAAACGGGUUCAUUGUAUUGCCGUCGAGCUGCAUCUACGGGAUCAGUCACUCGAAGAAUUUUUCCACUCUGUUAGGAUUUCACUACAUCUUAAUUAACAACAAGGGGUUAAACAAGUCGGACCUGCUGAACUACAUAUCGUGUAGCUUAUCCUCCAACGUGUCCGUUUUUCUUCACCAAGUAGAUGCGUACCGGCCGGAGGUUCUAUCUGUACUGAAUGAACAGCUAGCCAACAUUAGAAACCACUUGGUGAAUAAAAUGAAGUCGAUAAAGAUCAACGGAAGUGAAUUCAACCUCAGCAAAAAGAACCUUAUGUAUAUAUCGCUGUCGGAUCAGUCUCUUCCCUUUGGGGAGUACUACUCAGAAGGAUGUUCUGUAAACCCGGUGACCAGGCUGCAUUUUUCCCUUUCGGUGCACAACCCGGCCAAGCCCUUCUCACUGACAGUGCUCUUCCUUGUCUUCCUCUCGUGUGGGCCCAAUCGAGCGCAUGUCUUGGCGUCUGCCACGUAUAUGGCUUUCCAGUAUUUGAAGCAGCACGAAUUUUUGAAGCCACACCUGGACGAAAGGACGCUACUCCGUGCGGUAAAAAUUGCCAGAUGUGGGAAGAACCCAUGUGAGGAAUACACCGUGGUGAAGGGAAUCAUCCAACACGUGUCUUCUUUUGUCCAGAAUUCCAAAUGGAGGGAACUGGCAAAAGACAUGUGUCUACUGUUUAAUAUCCCCAAGGAGUGGAGAGACAAGCUACUCAAGUGGGUAGAGAAGAAGGAAGAAUCAGACCAGCAAGAAGUGUACUCAGCGGAAGAGACGACUUGUGAGAAGACAUGUCAUCCAGUAGGAACCUCGUGGGAUCAACAAGUAGACCACAUAAUAACUGACCUAAUGGUGGAGAAGAAAAUGACCUUCAUGAAAUAUCAAGUGGAGAAAUCAUUACAACUGUAUAAAAUUUUGAAUCAGUGUAGUUUUCGCCAAAUGGACGAAGUGAAGUGCGAUCAGAGGAGCGUUACAAACGUUCUGCUGGUGGGGAAGAAGUAUGCUGGAAGGAGCACCAUCGUCUUUAUUUUGGCGAAUUUGGUUAACCGUUUGGAGGUGGCAGAGAAGGGCACUUAUAAUCACUGCACGGUGGAGAAGAUCGACCUGAAUUAUUGUGAGGAUGGAGAUUGCCUCAGAUUUGUGUUCGGCCGAAAUGGGAGAGGUGCCCCCGUGGGGGAGGAGAAGAAACAGUCAGGUAAAGAGGCGAUUGAAAUGGGAGUAACAGCCUCAAAUGGAGGGGACAAGCCUGAGGAAGCAUCUCCUGGGAUGAAGAACGACCAGCUUUGCACCAACAAAUUGGGGGAAAAAAAAAAAACCCAAAUGGAACCCACAUCCACCGAUGAGGGAAGAAACAGUAGGAAUGACCCAAAUGGGAAGAACAACCUCAAUCAGUCUAACCAGUGGGAUGGAAAAUCUGUUCCGAACAGGAGGAGAGUGCACAUCAGCCUCAUCAACGUAAGGGAUAGUACCUUCGUGGAGCGAAUUAUCAGCCACACGAUGAAGAAGAACCUGCUAAGCCAAAUGGACAAACAGGAAGACGACUGCAAGCAUCACUGCUAUGUAUUCACGCCAGAACGGUUAACACAAAUGUCUCCUAACCUCAUUGGAAAGUACCACCACGUGCAAGUGAGACACACCGUCCCCUUUCUCCCCUUCAUCACGCAUGCGGUAGAGAGAAUAAAAACAUACAAAUCGGCCAAGAAGAAAAUCGUUAAGGUGUUUGAAGAUUUAUUUAUCGAGGCGAUGAACUUUUUUAGGAAGCACAGGAGGAAGGGUGAUUAUGGUGGUAAGGUGAACGUCCCAUUUGAGAGACCCCCUGGGGAGACGUUUUCCCCGUCCCCGUUUAUACCACAUGGGGGGGAAGUGAGUCAAAAUGACCGUAGGGGCAUUGACAAUCAUCCCCACUGUGACCGUAAUAGCAGUUGGCGUGGAGGCAAAGAGGAAGGACCGAAAUAUGUGGACCAGCAGAGUGACGUGGAGGAGGAAUCUGAUGAGGAAGGCGAUAACGACGUUAGGAAGGACGAUGGUGUGGUCCAUUUUCUGCACAAAGGAAGGGCCCAAGUGAGCGUCCACGUGAAUACUCUGAUCAGCCACUUUGUACAAUUUGUGGAUUACUUCGUAACAACGCUGAAGGAGAAAAAAGGAACGGAAAAAAAAAUCCUAGACAACCACCUGAACAACAUAAUCACGAUCAGCUUUGUCUACGCGUUUACCUCCUUCAUGGAUAAAAAAUUUAGAACCCAAUUUGAGGGGUUCAUUUUUAAGCACAUCAACAACAUUUCCAUAAUCCCAAGGAACAGUUCCUUCAUUCAUCUACACUACAAUGCAGAAACGAAUAAAAUCAUGAGACAUGAAAAAAUGUUUUCAAAGGAAAGUGUCCACAUAAGUAAAAUGGAUCUAGUGGAUAACGCCCUGUUCGUUAAUGAUACCUACUUCCUUUUUGAAGACGCCAAUAUUCUAUGUAUGAAAUAUUUGGUAAAUGUUUCUUCCUACCUUCGUAUGCCUCUUGUUCUCAUGGGGGGAUCUAACUCAGCGAAAUCCAUGUGCAUCUAUAACCACCUGAACUCGGAUGACCAAAAAAGGGCGAACCUUUACAACUUCACCUUCCGCUUUAAUGCACUCUUUCGGUACAACCGAAUUGUUAAUAAGUUGCGUCGAUCGUUUGAUCUGUCUAAGGGGUCCGUGCGGGACGACGUCACCAUCUUCAUCGAUGACGUAAAUUGUCUGGACGGGGAUUCCCGUCUUACGAUGGAGUUUCUCUACGCCCUCGCCGGGAGCAGCACCUUCUUCGACCGGGAGCUCGCAACCAACGUGGCGUUACCCAGACGCAGGAUCUUUUGCACUCUCAACAGCGAACAUGCCAUGCAUACACAGGGGGAUUAUCACAACUUAGAAAAGAUGCACCGGCACUUCUUCAUCCUUAACGUGGGGGAGAUGGACACAAGGGACAUCCACAGUGUCUACUCGAGUGUGAUUGAGGCGCUCUUCCUGAAAUAUAAUUUUUGCGAAGAGGUGAUAAGCGAGUGCAACAGCUUCAUCAAGUGCAUCCUGGAGAUAUUCGAAGGCGUCAUGGGAAGAGCCCGGGGAGAGCAAAACGACACGCUGUACCCGCACCAGCACUUGCACCUGCACACAAGUAGAAUCAACAACCUCAUCAACCACCUGCUGCUCUGCGAUAGGGACACCACCAACAGCAUUAAUGAAAUAUUGCUUUUUUUUAAAGAGGACUUGUAUCGAAUCCUCUGCAGCGAUGUCAUUUCUCAUGCACAGAUUCAGCAGUGCAGACAAAUCAUUGAGCAAUCUUUCACCACCCGUUUUGGAAAAUACAUCCUGCAGCAGAGUAAUGGGUUCUUUUUAAGUCGGCAACAAAAUAAGCUGACUGUUCAGGUAAAAUCUGACCUUUUUAAUAACCCACAGGGGAAGAUAAAUCAUAGCUUCGUGAGUAGUUUUUUUGAGGACAAGAAUGUAGGACACUUCUACGACGACGUUGUAAGGACCGUGUUGAUGAUAAAUUCCUUUCUCCUCUUAAGAAGAAGCAAUGUCGUUUUUUUGAAUGAGCAGGAGGAUUUACUACGGAAGGUUGUUUCCAUUUAUUGUGCGUUCAAAAAUGAUUGUGCUGUCUGUUUGGCAGAUGAUGUGGAUGUGGUGAAAGGGCAACUGCGGGAGGCCUACCACCGCACGGUGAAGUCUCUCCUGGGGGAGGAUGAAGCAGUUAAUGAUACCAGCAUAGAUGUGGAACCAAUGAGGAGCUCCAACCUGGAAGGACCCACCUUGGGUCCCCACGGGAGAAACAUCUUCCUAGGCCGCUUCCCCUGUAGUGAGGAGUACCUGGACCUGAUGGAUAACGUACUGCACAACGGAGACCUGGACAGACUCUACGAAGACUUCACCAACCAUUACUACUUAGAUAUAGUCAGCCUAAUCAAGCACAAACAAGUUAGAAUAGGAGGAAACAUGCAGAACUACAUCGCACCGAUGCUCCUAAAGAGGAACCAUUUUCUCUUCUUCACGAAUCACUAUCGGGAGUACCAUAAGACUCACUCUUCUCGGUUUGUGCAUCUGUUCAAGUCUUUCCACGUUGUCCACUUGGAUUUUUUCCACUUUGAGGAGAGUAAUAUUUUUCUGUUCAACUUAUCGUUGCCUCUUUACAACUAUGUGAAGGGCAGACCUACGUACCGCUUCCCCAGUGAGGCGCAGUGUGGAUUACUCCCUGCAUCUACCUCAGAUGUGGAGAUCCCUCUGGAAGUUCGCUUCCUCGUUAAAAUCAGUGGAAGUUUGAACGGGCUGCUGGCAAAUCAGGGCAUCCACCACCACCAGUGGGAUGAUCAUUCCGUCGCAGGGAAGGUACCCCACUGGAGGAACGCAAACCCGCAGUUCGACGCAGCUAUAUUUGUGAAGAAGACGCACCAAGUGUACGCCACACUGAAGGGGGUGGAACUGAACCCGUUACUGAACAAACGGGACAAAUGUAAAAAGUUCAUCGAUCAGUUGGUCAGCCCAAAUGAAGAAACACACGCACUAAUUUGUCAGAUAGAAGAGAAAAUAAGAACGAAGCAGAAGGAGAUGGAUCUCAUGAACAGCCACGUGGAAAACUCCCUCAGAGAGUACCAGGAUAAAAUACAUAAAGCGAAAAAUAACUUGAAAAAAAUUACCAAGGAAGACUUCAAUCUCUUUAAGCAUGAGAAUGAAAACCGCUAUGGAGGGUUCCUGAAAAUCGUGUACCUCUACUUUGGCCAAAGAAAUGACGAGGACCACAUACAAGGUUCCUUCCACUAUGGGUUCUUUCUCCGUCGAGUAAAAAAUAUAGUAAUAGAUUCUGUUACGAAAAGUCUCAUCCUAAAGUACGAAAAUGUGUCCAAUGUAGAAAGGUUCCUCAACUAUAGGUUUGUCCAAAUUUUAAAUGCCUUUAUCGUUUCGGUUAAUGAGUAUGUGAAGAGAAGGGAUUCUCUUCUGACGCAACGGAAGGGCGUGAUCCAGCUGAGGCAGGAUAUUUCUGCCUUAAGGGAGGACUUGCGGAAGGCAAUGCUAAGCGCGGCUCCCCCGGAUGUGCGCGAUUUGCUGGAGGAUCUCCUCACCAUUGACCAAACGACGAAGGAAGAAAUAGAACGAAGAACACACAUCCUCCUUCCGUUGAAAAGCGUCCUCUUCAUCUACUGCUCCGCCAUGGAAUCGAAGGAGAAAAAGAAAUUCAUAAAAUUGCUGAUGAAGGAGAGGGAGAAGUACAGGCGGAUGAGUCUCGACGCAGCGGGGCACCCUGAACAGACCCACUUAUGCGGACCCACCUGGGGUAACCUGACCCCACGGAGUGCACUCAACCUAGAGAACUAUCUACCCCCCACAUUUAUAAGGGAAUAUGAAGAGUUGCAUCUCUGCUGGGACAACAUGCUCAUGUUUAAUUGUCACCUGCUCGAUGUUCUGCACGAGAAGAUAAUCAUCUGCAUCGACCCCUUCCAACAAAUGAAGAAGUACCUUCUUAAGAAGUUCCGAAGGGACGAGGAAAAGUACGUCUACGUGAAGUGGAAGUGCGGUUGGGAGAUUCACGCCGUUGGAGGGGACUGCCAAGGGGGAGUUGCCCCGUUGGGGAAGGAGCUUCCAAGUGAACAAGGACACAAUACCGACACGAGCCACGAUAAGACGGACCUCCCCAACAAAGAGGAUCAUGUUGCUCACAUCACAAACAAGAUAAGGAGCUACCGGAAGAGGGGCUUUAACGUUGUGUUCAGAAACGUGGAUGAACUUAUUUACUCACUUGUGAACGAGGGCACAGAUGGGUCUGGAACUGUGUACCUCUUUGCCGACUCUGUUGAAGGGAUUGACUUCACGAAGAUUGGACAGGACCACCACGUCAUCCUAUGCGAUUAUAAAAAGAGGAAUCUACUUAACCUGUUUGCUUACUAUUACGACAAGGGGGCGAAAAGCCGUUCGGCUGCGGAGUUCCCAUCGGUCGUGAGGGCCAUGCACGAGGAGGAGGUUCUGCGCCGAGCGGCUGACCUGCUCGAUAAGCAUGCCAAACAUGGUGACGAAGAGGAGACGCAAAAGAUCCAGUCGGAAGACUCACAAGAGAAGGAGAAAAUUGAACGAAGCGAAGAAAACGAAUUAACCGUUCUUACCACUCCCACGGAAAAACUUGUCAUCCUAACCUAUGCGGCCUACCUGCUAACGCAGUCCCUCGGGAUGAUGAGAGAGAGAUACAAGUUCCCCCACUGCAACUUCGUAAAAAUGGUUAAACGGGCCAGCAAGCUAUUCAACAGAGAGAAGAGCAAAGACAACGAAGCGUAUGUGCUAAACUUUUUCUACUUUCACAUUUUGUCCUUCAUCGAUAGUAAGCAUACUCUAUUGGUAAAUUUUCUGCUGAGCAUUUACCUGGAUGUUUACCACUACAAAGCGAUAAAGUGGAAGGAAGUGUUUUUAUUUUUUCGAAGCUACAACAAGGGGUGGGAGAAGCGCUUACUUCGCUCCAUUGGGGAUAAGCGAAAGAGGGACGCUGCAUCCGGAGAAGGGGAUUGUCCCGUUAAGCAUCACAACGAUACAAUCUCACCAGGGGAUGAUCCCGUUAAAAAUGUGGACACUUCAUGUAGGAGUAUUUCAAAUGAGGGGUUGUCCUCCCCCUUUCAACGCGAAAAGUGUACCUCUCAGGGGGGGAAAGAAAACUUUCAGAAUGACGAAGAGAACUGGUUGAGUGACGUGUGGGAUAGUUCCUCUGCGUAUGAAAGUAGCAUAUGCGAUGAAAACUUUGGCUUGGUGGAUAAUGAAUUAGGGGGGGAACAUUAUUCUGUGGAUUUACCCAGGGAGGAGGGACAGUGGGAUGGAAGAAGUGAAUCCUUGGAAGGUAAGACAAACUUUUGGGGAGAAAAAAUGGCCUAUGGGGUGAAGGAAAAUAGGGAAAGUCAAAUUGUAAAGUGUGUGGACCAAUCAUUGCAGCUGCUUUAUGUAGAGAAGAGGAAGCUGAGGGGGGUGUUCUGCGGGGGGGAAGAGGAGGAGCAGUUGCAGCGGCAUGAUGAUGGUGAUCAGGAGGCGCCUGUUAAGAAUGGCAAAGCGAAAAGUGGAGAAACGGCAAUCCAUGUAUGCCACCACACUGACAGCAGCGAUGACAACGAACUGGACCAAUCCGUUCACGCGAUUCGUGAGGAGGAAGACUCCAUCGACUACUAUCUGCCGGAGCUUCUACAUCUGAGAAGGAGAAACCCUUGCGUCUUCAAAAAAUUACUGCAACAUAUUAAGAAGAACAAAAAGACAUGGAACAGAUACGUUAGGACGAAUUCCCAUGUUACCGAACCGACAGGUGGUACAGGUUGUGCAGGUGAAGAGAAUAAAAUGGAAGACACGUUUCCACUGAAGGAGUUUACCAAGCCAUCCAUGUUGUUUUACAAAAUGGUCAUCGAUAAAAUUGUUAAGAAGGAGGAGUUUGUCCUGUCGGUUAGGAAGUACGUAGAUGUAAAGCUGAGCGGAAUGAUUUACUUGGACAGAGAAUUGGUGAACAAAAAUUUGUGCCAUUUCGUUGCAUCUCACAUUGGUGUAAACUCUGCGUUCAUCAUGGGGGGAGAGCAAUCUAUAAGGCACAUAACAGGCGAGCGUGAUAAUUCCCACAGUGGUGAUGUGAAUUCGGGGGAACUCUUCAUAGAAUCCGUGCAACGGGGAGACUACUUCAACUCCCUCCUCAGAGAAAGAAAAAAGCUGAUCAUACUUUUGCAAAAGAACCGACACAGCUUUGCCUUAUCAACGGUGAUGCUAAGCAACAACAAUGUGCUAUACGUAGACGUAAAAAAUGCGUCCAACUCCGUGUCGUCAAAGCAGAAUGACGUGAUCGUGAUGGACCUUGGGGAGGAGGAGGAAGACGUCCACAAGGCGGAGAAGUACAUAAAGGAGAACACACACAAGAUAUACUUUGUCUAUUAUAACCGCAUGGAUAGUCUGUCACCUACCCUGAUGCAAAACGCCAUAGUGGUUAACCUGGACUUCGCGCACAAUUCGAGGGACUACCUGCACUUUCUACACUUCUGCUUUAGCUGCAUGAGUGUUCGUAACGCAUCAAGUGUGAAAGAAAUAAUCGCGGAGGAAGACCACACCAGGGGGGAUACUUCCAGGUGUCUUUUCUUCACCAUUUUGUUUUUCUCCCUGUUGAAUGAACAGGGUCCCGUGGAAAACCUAAACGUCAACGUGGAUUUGCUAAAUGAGAUGGUUGGCACAGUGGAGGCAUUUUGCGAAGUGGCCCAGAAGGGCGGUCGCUACGCAGAGGUGGGUCAACUGGAAAAUCACCACCAGGAAGCUGCACAGCGAGACAACCUGGAUGACCGUGCAAAAUACAAAGCGAACCUGAAAAACGCAGAGAAAUGUAGGGACUUCCUCUCCAAUCAUUUGAGGGCAUUUGUGGAACUCCUCUUUCCCCAGGAACUUAUACUAACGAAGAACAUGCUGCACUCCUUUGUCUGUAAUUUAUUCUCGAGCAAAAUGAGCAGAAACAAUCCUUCCGUGAUAAGCAAUGUGUUGCAAAUGCCCACCACCAUCACCACGUUGCAUGGAAUGGUUCACUAUAUGUGCAAAAACUUCCACUUGAGGGAGAAAAUUUUUAAAAGGAAUAAAAGCAUGCACUUGUAUGAAGGGGCACAGCUGAUCACUCUAACGGAAGGGAUACUCCUUUCAGAGUGGCAGCUUAUUAACAGAGCCCACAGGAGAAACACCCUUCAGUUGAUAUAUCAUUACUUGGAGCAGUUUUCCUGCUUUGCACCGAUGAGGCAGGCGGUCAACGCCACGUCGACCUUGAAGUACCUGACGGAGGAAUACAACUCCCUGCUGAGCCACAUCAGAAGCAUGAAAGGAGAAAUUAGAUACCUCAUCCAAAUGGCGGGAUCGCCCGAUCUGCAGAAUGACCCCUUGGGGGAGAUGCUAUCGGAUUUACUCACCUUCAGGGUGCCGCACAAGUGGGAUGCCCUCUCCAGGGGGGAAAACGACUUGCGCGAAUUCUUUGCAAACGUGAAGAAGAAGCUGAGCUACCUGAGAAACCUGAUAAAGACAGAUCAGCGGGGAGGUAGACACGUCUACGACGUCUCUAUGUUUAGGAAUCCGCUGCUCUUCUUUUACUCGGUCUACCUCACCUAUGCGCGUAGCAUGAAUGUGCCAGUCAAUAGCCUGAACGUGUCCUUUAAGUAUUGCGACGGAAUUGGCGGGAACGAGGAUGGCAUCUGGCUGCUGCCCAUACGGACGUAUAAAGGCGAAUUCGUGACGACCUCCCAACCGUUCGUGCAUAGAUACAUCCACAAGAGAAAUAGCAUUUUCAUGAAAAUUUGCGACGAGGAAAACAGGCAAGUUGUACCAGCGGAUGGAAGAGAGGACAGUGGGGAGAUUGACCGGGAAGCUGGCCCCGAGGAAGGUACUCUUAACGACACCACAAAAACGGAAAUAGGGAACCCUACCCCCCAAAUGGACAACCAAGGUGAAGAGGUGAAUCACCCUAAUGGAGGACUGCCUCCACAAAAAGGAGAAGUCACUCGAAUCCAUAGAACCAAUAACUAUUGGGAAUACGCCCACAAGAAGGAAAACCAAUUUUACUACGACUCACCCUACAUUUAUGUGAGGAUAAAAAAAAACAAGCAGAGUGAAAACGCUCAAAAUGAAGGAAAUGAAAAAACUCACACCAGUGGCAUAUACAACGAGGAUGGCGAUAAGGGCGGUCUUAAUAAAAAUGGAAAGGAUGCACAAAAUGGGGACGGGUUCGAAAGAGAAAGAAGCAAUCCUGUUCAGUGUUAUGAGGAAGGGGGAAUGGAAAGGAUGAGUUUAUCUGGCUACAGUGCAGAUAAAUUAACAUGUGCCUUUAGCGCCUUCAAGAAUAACGACCCCUUCGAUAGGAACGACUUUGUGUUUUAUUGCCCCGUCUUGACUUUCAACCCGAAAACGCGAAAACAUGAUAAAACGCUCUUCUUCCUGCCCAUUCCGUGCAUAUACAGCAAGACAAUUUACAAGAAGCUCAAAGUGCACAUGUUACUGUAG
Molecule: messenger RNA, 15273 nt
Organism: Plasmodium coatneyi
Lineage: Eukaryota; Apicomplexa; Aconoidasida; Haemosporida; Plasmodiidae
Exons: 11
Coding region: 1-15273 (5090 amino acids)
Biological process (GO): microtubule-based movement
Cellular component (GO): dynein complex; axoneme
Molecular function (GO): dynein light intermediate chain binding; dynein intermediate chain binding; minus-end-directed microtubule motor activity
Source: RefSeq, a predicted model, not a curated record